UUGUCAUGGUAUGGACACGCUAAUGUUGGAGUUAUCGCAAAAUCGUUUCUUUUUUUCAGAGCACGUUUGCUUCAGAAAACGGGAAAAGACAUCCCAGUUGCUAGCCUGGAGUUAUUGUUGGCCUUAAGUGAUUAGACUAACGUACUGUCAGCAUGUGCCAGCAUUUGCCUGUUCACCUUUCGGCUGCUGUGACCAUUUGCGAGACUAUCGAGAGCCUCGUGAGGGACUCUGUUGGUCCCAAUGGACUUCAUACUAUGUUGACGUCCUCCUCGGGCAGCGUAGUGAUAACUGGUGAUGGCCACACCAUCUUGUCAUCAUUGCACCUGUCUCACCCUAUUGCCAGAUGGAUUGUGGAACGGAUCAGGUGCCAUCACGGCAUCACAGGAGACAAUUCCAAAUCAUUUGUUCUGAUAGUCACUGAGAUAUUGAGGCGGUUGCAAGAUGCAAUUGGUCCCACAGGAGCAAGCUCUUCCGUUUCUUCCAAGAAACGAGACCUGAUUGAGAUAGGUCGAGCCUUGGAAGUGAUCCAGGAAGAGGUUUUUCCCCAAAUGGUGUUGCCAGAGCUCCUGAAACACUGCAUGUGUUUGGACAUAACCAAGGCAAAGCAAGAAGAGGUAAUGAACAUCUGCAAGAAGAUUGUGGGAACUAAUCUUGGAGGGAGGUUCACACCACAUGUGACUGAGCACAUGACAAAGUUGACUGUCGAUCUAGUUAGCGGCUGUUGUGAUGACAUCAGCAGCUUUGCAGAAACCAUACGGGAGCUUAUCAGCGAGUAUAAUGUGACCUGUAUUGAGGUCCCGAACACGCCUAUCAGUAAAUCCAAACUUCUGGAUGGUGUUGUGCUAACACGAAACUUUGCCGUUCAGUCAGAAGAUCUUGAUUCGUUGACUACCGUGCCAUUUAUCAUUCUUAGUUGCCCCCUUAAUAAGUGGACUCCAGAUGUCUGCUCGACAUUGGCAGCAGGGAGUAAGGAAGACUUGUCCAGAUUCCUCCAGUUUGAAACAUCUUGGACUCAUUCGCUAAUUUGUCAUCUCAGGGAGUAUGGUGUGAAGCUUCUCCUAUCGUCUGAGCUUCUCUCUGAUGCGACGCUGUCCUUCUGCAGGGCUGCUGGAAUUUCUGCAGUUCACAUGAUCCCGGAGGACGAGCUGAAUCGACUUGCACGCCUGACAAAAACUGACAUCGUUCAUGACCCCGUCGAUAUCCUGACUUCUGCUUUAAAAAGAGGCACUGCCAGUUUUUGUAGAUCUGUUAUAGUGGGGCGGUGUGUUGGUGUUCAGUUAGGCUUCAGUAAUGCUACGGUACAUUCUAAGCAGCUGGUACUUUGUGGACCAACUCAAGGUAUAUGCAGGCAGUGGUUCAUUGCGGUACUCAAUGCCCUCAAAACCCUCCAGAUGUGGUUGGAUAAUAGCUGGCUUUCUGCCGUAAUGACAACAGAUGCAGACAAUGUCAGUAGAGCUUCAAAUGGAAAGUCCGAACAUUCCGGUAUCACCUUGGCGUACAAUUCUGCAGAAAGCUUAGAGCUUUCCAGCGCACAAUCUUGCAGCCUGGACAUGCAAGACGAGACUGCUGAUGGGGAUAAUUUGGAAUCUAGUCUCGGCACAACAAGCGUGUGUCUGCCAAAACACCAACUUUUGCAGCAGCAAGGAAUUUGUAUACCUGGAGGAGGGUGUACAGAAUUCCUUUUACAUAGGAUAUUUCGUACAUUGGCUAGCGGAUGCAAUGAACAUCACGACUUGAAAGCAAGAGAUCCUUCCUUCAUUACGGCUGCAGGCAUUCUGUGUGAGGCUGCGCUGUGCAUACCCAGAACCCUACACAGGAAUUCGGUGUCCCCUCAGAGUAAGAAAUCAUCAUUUUUAGAGAUGGCAUCUAAAGUGCAAGACUGUAGUAGCCUUGUCGGUGUGAAUGGUAGGACAGGGGCUCUCUGUGACCCUGCUGAGAGAGGUAUCUUGGAACCGGUGUCAGCGAGAUACAUUUUGUGGAGGGACUCAGUCAAAAUGGUGCAAGACCUUCUUAAGAUUGACAUGAUUCUUGGUGUGAGAGCAGUACCAGGCAAAGGCUGCUCUAACACAAGUGAUGAUGACUCUGACGGGUGAACAUUAAUAAUUGUGUACCGACCUUGGGCAGAAAGUUGCGAAUACUUUGAGAGUUUUAUGAAGCGAUCUAGUGAAUGCCUCUGUGACUGGAAUUUUCAUUGAUUGAGAAUGGGAAGUUAACGUUUUAAUUUUUAUAUAUCACUCUAUGGGUAGUAAUGUUGUCACAGAGUGUGAGCAAUUUUCAAUUCCUGAAAGAAAAAUGACUGCAUGUCUUCAGAAGGCAACUCCCCCAAGCCCUGUCCUCAACCCAAUAUAUAGAUGUUUGUCUGUUUGUUCUUCAUACAAAUUUGUAUAGGUUUGUUACAAAAGAAAGAAAAACCUCUUCACCACAGAAGUUAUGUGAACAAAGCAACUCUUUAUUUAAACAUUUAUAAAAUCAGUGCAGGGUCUGAGGGCGAAUGUACAGAAAUGACGUGCAAUAACAGUAACGUCACAGUUGUAUCUCGGUUUUGCAGAAAGUACUGCUGAAAAGUGUACUUUUUAAAAU
Molecule: messenger RNA, 2580 nt
Organism: Acanthaster planci (crown-of-thorns starfish)
Lineage: Eukaryota; Metazoa; Echinodermata; Asteroidea; Valvatida; Acanthasteridae
Product: BBSome complex assembly protein BBS10-like
Biological process (GO): chaperone-mediated protein complex assembly
Molecular function (GO): ATP binding; ATP-dependent protein folding chaperone
Source: RefSeq, a predicted model, not a curated record